GGGCAUCAUGGAAACUGACUUGUGGCAUCAAAUUCAGACGGAUGAAGUGUUUAACGAGUUUAUGAAGGAUGACUUUGAUGUGAGAAGCCAUGCAACCAGAGUCAUUCAGAGUCUCGCCAUCGCUGAGCAGCUGGGAAAGCUUGCCAGCGGUAUUAGUCUUCUUGAUAAAGAACUACACUCUCAGGUAGCUGCGCACCAUAAAGAUCUUCUUUCACAAGCCACUGGUAUAGAGAGUCUAGAAGGUGUUCUCGAAAUGAUGAAUACUAGAAUCCAGUCACUUCAGUCGUCCGUUGAGCGAAUCAGGGGAAAGGUUGUAGACCCUUACAAGAAGAUAGCCAGCAGAACUGUUCAGCUACGAAGACUUCAGGCGACCUGUGACCUCCUGCGAGUCAUCAUCCGUGUGCUCUACCUGAGCAGGAAGCUGAAGAGUCAGCUGGAGGGAGGAACGCGCGAGAUCACCAAGGCCGCACUGAGCCUCAGCGAGCUCGAUUACCUGACGAAGGACGUCGACCUGUCUGGAGUGGACGUGAUCGAGAAGGACCAGAAGUUCAUUAAGCAGGCUAGACGCGAUGUUGACAGCCAGGCCCAGAGGCUGCUCAAGCAGGGCAUGGAGUCACAGAAUCAAACACAGGUGGCGACAGCUUUGCAGGUCUUCUACAAUCUUGGCUGCUUGAAGGAUACCGUUGACAAAGUUGUCGGGUGCUGCAGGGAGGGUCUUCACGAAAACGUGAAGACAGCUCUGGACAUACGUGUGAUACAGCAGUCUCAACCACCACCAGACAGGGGAAAAGGAGGUCCAGGACGCGCAGCCAUGCCGACGCCAGGAAAUACCGCCGCCUACAGAGCCACCUUGUGGACGAACAUGGCGAAGUUAAUGGAUAAUAUUUACUCGACCUGCAGCCAGGUGGAGCACCUGCAGAAAGUACUGGAGAAGAAACGCGACCCCGUGACUCACGUCUGCUUCGUCGACGAACUACUUAAAGACGGCAGCAUCACAAUUGUGCAGUCAUUCUGGGAAGCAGUCACGCAAAUUCUUACCGAAGAAUUUUCAAAAGCAGCUAAUGACUCGUCAUUCAUCAAGCAGGCAUUUGAUGGGGAAUACCCGAAGCUGCUACGUCUUUAUAACGACUUAUGGAAGAGGCUGCAACAGUUCACGGCCAAGCUGACUAUCUCAGCAUCACUCGACGGGCUGGAAGCGACCGGCAACAGCGCCCUCUCUAGUGAUUACAGCCCCGAGAAGGCGAUGCGGCAUUCGCUACUCGCGUUCGAGAACGCCUACUUGUCUCGCUCGCUGUCUCGUCUCUUCGACCCGAUCAACCUCGCCUUCUCCUCAGGACCGUACAGCUCGCCCACUAACGACGAGGUGGAUGGGAUAGUAAAGACCGUCGCGAGUGAGCUGAAUGUAGCUAACGUGGACACCUCUCUCAGCAUCAUGAUCGGAAAAAAUGUCGCAAAGACCAUCAAGCUUUUCACAGUGAAAUGUGAGCAGCUGCUGUUGAUGGAUAGUGAAGCUACGCAGGUCAUCGGACCGGCUACUGAGAGCCAGAGACAGAAUGCCGGUGUCGUGAAUACCUUGUAUAGAUUUCACAAAGCCAUAAACAAGGUGCUCUCUGGUCUAUCCGGGUUUCCACCGCCAGCUAUAAGCUACAUGCAGGAAUCGCUAGAGGAUGUUGUAGAGUUGAUGCAAGCAGCACUUCAGCCUCUUCUGAUGGCAGUGUCGGACACAACCGGUGCCAUUGUCCUCACCCUGCACCAGGAAGACUUCUCCCAAGUACAGCCCAUCGCUUGCCAGUGCAUCGAGCAGUUUGUCAAGCAGGCCAGCCUGGUGCGCCCUCUAGGGGAGGGAGGUAAAAUGAGGCUGGCGGCUGACUUUGCGCAGAUGGAGGCAGCCAUAUCACCUCUCUGCUACAGGAUCAGUGAUCUUGGAAAGUCUUACAGGCUACUCAGAUCGUUCAGGCCAUUUCUGUUUCAAACUCCCGAGCAUAUAGCUGCUAGUUCAUCACUGGGGGAGGCUGUGAGUUACAGUCUUGCUCUCAACUUUCUCUUCGCCAGAGCUCCAAAGGAGUUGAAAGCUCCACAUGUGAGGGCAGGCUGGUCGAUCACAGAUUACUCCAGGUGGUUGGACAAGCAUCCACACGAUAAAGACAGACUCACUCUCAUCAAAGGGGCGAUGGAAUCGUACGUUCAAAGUGUGAAGAGUAGGCAAGGCAAGGAAUUUGCGUCAGUCUAUCCAGUGAUGGUGGAGCUGCUGAACAAAGGACUUCAGCAGACGUGAUGAUGUCCAUGGUGUGCCGAUCGCUGUCUGCUACCGUGUACAGACUCGGCGGUCUUUGCGUACACCCGCUCGAAAUUUACAAUCGUGUAUUUCAUGUCAAUAGAUUAUGGUAAUGGGGUUUAUAUUGAAGGUAUGAUGAAUGAUCCUUUCCAGUAAUACUGUGAUAGCAGUCGUCAGUCUUCUUAAGGUGGCAGACCUAUAUGCAGGGCGUAUAAUUAGGAUAUGUACACCACUAGGUCAAAAUCAUUUCACACGAACAACUUGUGUCUCAAACUACGGAGGAGAGCUUGGAUGUCUAUUCAUCUGUGGAGCUGGUUAUAGAUAAAAUAAUAUCAUAUAAAUUCAUGUUAAAUUUACCAUUUUAUGGAUGUCAGAGCCACGUUUCAAGCAGAAUUUAUAUCAGCACUGAUCAUCGUAAUUCCUUCUCUGAUUGCAAGUACGAUAUUGCUAAUAAAUUGAUGUUGUACCAAGACA
This is a messenger RNA of Priapulus caudatus, 2749 nucleotides long. Its product is annotated as conserved oligomeric Golgi complex subunit 5-like. NCBI's taxonomy places the organism in Eukaryota, Metazoa, Priapulida, Priapulimorpha, Priapulimorphida, Priapulidae. Bases 8 to 2275 code for a protein of 755 amino acids. The record is from RefSeq and is a predicted model, not a curated record. The transcript has 20 exons. Gene Ontology annotation, biological process: intra-Golgi vesicle-mediated transport. Gene Ontology annotation, cellular component: COG complex.